AUGGAGCACGACGUCGAGAAGGUUACGGCGAACAAGGACGCCCCGGCAUGCGCCGACUCGAGCCAGGGCGCUGAUUCGGGUGACACCCUGAACCCGCGACAUGUCUCUUUGAAACAAGCUUCGUCCCACCUCAGCACCGGCAACGACAUUUCGCUGCGCGCCGUCGCUCCCGUCCAUGUCUCGGUACGGAGCCUCGCAGUCGACGUCGACGUGUCGCCCUCAAGCCCGCUCCACGCCCUGUCCGGCAAGAAGCAGGGUGCCGGCGACCUCAAGACCAUCCUGCACGAUGUCUCCGCAGACAUGCCGAGCGGCACCCUGACCGCCAUCAUUGGCGGCAGCGGCUCAGGCAAGACGACGCUGCUCAAUCUCAUGUCAAACCGAAUGCACGGACGGAGGCUGCAUAUUAGCGGCGCCACGCUGUUCAACGGCCACGACCUUCGCGGUGACCUCUCGGCCGUCAGCGCCUAUGUCAUGCAGACCGACGUGCUGCAGCCCACUCUGACCGUGAGAGAGACGCUGCAGUACGCCGCCGAUUUGCGUCUGCCUGCCUCUGUAGACAAGGAUGAACGCCGUCGAGUCGUUGACGAGGUUAUCCUGGAACUAGGUCUCAAGGAGGCUGCUGACACGAGGAUCGGCAACAAUGUGCACAAGGGCUGCAGUGGCGGGGAGAAGAGGCGGACGAGCAUUGGUGUCCAGUUGCUUUCAAAUCCAUCUGUUCUGUUUCUUGAUGAGCCUACCACUGGCCUAGACGCCACUAGUGCCUUCCAGCUUGUCCUACAUCAGCCACGCUCCGAGAUUUGGAAUCUUUUCGACAAUCUCGUGCUGCUGACCAAGGGUUAUCCUGCCUACUCUGGGCCUGCUGCCGAUGCUCUGCCGUAUUUUGCAGGCCUCGGCUAUGAAUUGCCACCGUUCGUCAAUCCGGCAGAGCAUCUGAUUGAUAUCGUGGCUGUAGACAUUCGUUCACCUGAGCUCGAGGAAGCCUCGACUGCUCGUGUCGAAGGCAUCAAGGCAGCCUGGAGCCAGCAUGCCCAGGAACAAUUCAGCAGGCCAGAUGAUCUACGGUCGUCUUCUCUUGCUCUGCCCAAUCGUUCCAGUAGAGACUACCAUGCCCAGCUUGGCCGCCAAAUCCGUGUCCUUACUGCAAGGACGUGGGUAACCACUAUCCGAGACCCGAUGGGCAUGCUCGGUAGUUUCCUGGAGGCCAUAGCCAUGUCAAUAAUCACAGGUUACAUCUUCUUCCAACUGGGCGAGGAUCAGGCUGGAAUCCGUUCACGUCAAGGUGCCCUCUACAUCGCUUCUGCUCUCCAGGGCUACCUGAUCCUCCAAUUUGAAGUCUUCCGCUUGACCAUCGACAUCGAGCUCUUUGACCGCGAGCGUGGAGAAGGAGUCGUCAGUGUUCCCGGCUUUCUCAUCAGCCGCAGACUGGCCAGGCUUCUCAUCGAGGACUUUCCAGUGCCAUUGCUGUUUUCUCUCAUUUUCUACUUCAUGGCAGGUUUCCGUACUGAGGGAACCCAGUUCAUGACCUUUUUUGCCGUCAUCCUUCUCGAGCAGUACAUCGCCGUCUGCUUUGCCAUGACCUGUGUUGCAGUCUCAAGGACCUUCGCAGGCGCUUCCCUCGUUGCAAACAUGGCCUACACCCUUCAGUCGAUGGCAUGCGGUUACUUCAUUCAGUCCAACACCAUUCCCAUCUAUGUGCGGUGGACGAAGUGGACAGCGUAUUGCUUCUAUGCUUUUGGGGCGCUUGCAGCCAACGAGUUUGAUGGGCACUUUUAUGACUGCCCGGAGGGAGGUGGGCCCGCAAACCCCAAUUGCAAACAGUACACGGGCGAGUACAUCAUGGAACAACUCGGCUUCCCCUCGAACUGGAUUUGGAGGCCAAUCAUCGUCCUGCUGGCCUUUGUCAUUGCCUUUUACAUUGGCGCUGGCCUCAUUCUUCGGUACUGGAAGGUUGAGAUGCAGAUUGGGAGAGCCCGCAAGGACGAGUCCGACGAGUCGGCGGGCAAGGAAAAGAUGACCGCAAGAUCUCUUGAGGAAGUUCGUACCGUCAAGCUUCGGUUGGAAGACUACGCUCUGGAAAUCGAAAAGCGGAACUGGAUGGGCCGCAAGACAAAACAGUUGGAAGUGCUCAAGCCCGUCACCACCCAAUUUGAACCUGGUGUUCUGAACAUCAUCAUGGGCCCUUCCGGUUCGGGCAAAACCACGCUGCUGAAUUCCAUGGGACGUCGCUUGAAAAAUAGCUUCUCCACGAAGUACCACUCCUCCGGUCAACUCCUGGUGAAUAAUUCCAUUCCCUCUGAUUCUGUGCUCGAGUCAAUCAUCUCCUACGUCACUCAAGAUGACGACGCUCUGCUGUCCUCUUUGACCGUAAGGGAAACCCUUAGGUUCGCUGCUGGCCUUCGUCUCCCCUCCUGGAUGCCGAAAGAGGAGAAGAAUAAACGUGCCGAAGACAUUCUUCUCAAGAUGGGCUUGAAAGAUUGUGCAGAUAACCUCAUUGGAGGCGAGCUUGUUAAGGGUAUCAGUGGUGGCGAGAAGCGUCGUGUCACCAUUGCCGUCCAGAUCCUGACUGAUCCUCGGGUCCUGCUUCUUGAUGAGCCGACGAGUGGUCUUGACGCCUUCACCGCCGCCUCCAUUAUUGACGUCUUGCGUGGCCUCGCCGAAGAAGGCCGCACGCUCAUCCUGACAAUCCACCAGUCCCGAUCCGACCUCUUCCAGCACUUCGGCAACAUCCUGCUCCUCGCCCGUGGAGGCUUCCCGGUCUACGCAGGCCCCGGAAAGAACAUGCUCACCCACUUCGCAGACCAAGGCUUCGUAUGCCCGCGCAGCACCAACCCGGCAGACUUCGCCCUCGACCUCAUCACCGUCGACCUCCAGCACGAAACCAAGGAAGCCGCCAGCCGCGCCAAAGUCCGCAACCUAGUCGAUUCUUGGGCCAAAGAGAAGCCAUCGGCCCAGGACGACAACGACGACCCCCUCCACCGCACCAGCACGACCGCGACAACCACGCACCACGAACACACGGCCACGCCCGCCGAGCUCGGCAGCCUCAAGCGCAGCACUACCAGCUUCCACAUCGCCUACCCACUGCUUGUGCGCCGCGCGAUGCUCAACUUCUGGCGGCAGCCGCCGCUGAUGGUGGCGCGCAUCAUGCAGGUCGUGGGGCUGGGCGGCAUCCUGGCGCUGUUCUUCGCGCCGCUGAAGAACGACUACUACAGCGUGCAGAACCGCGUCGGCUUCCUGCAGGAGAUCCCAUCGAUAUAUUUCGUGGGCAUGCUGCAGAACGUCGCCGUGUAUCCGGCUGAACGUGAUGUCUUCGCGCGCGAGCACGACGACGGCGCGUACGGCGUCGAGGCCUUCUUCAUGCAGUACUUGACCAUCGAGACGCCGUUCGAGAUCGUGACGAGCUUGAUUUUCGCGGUGUUGGGGGUGCUGGCCGUGGGGUUGCCGCGGACGGUGGAGCUGUUCUUCCUCAUGGCGUUUAAUUGCUUUUGUAUUGUCAGUUGUGGCGAGAGCUUGGGGAUUAUGUUCAACACGGUCUUCUCGCACACUGGCUUUGCGGUCAAUAUCACGUCGGUCUUUCUGAGCGUCGCGCAGAUCAUGGCGGGCAUCAUGAGCAUCAAUAUGCCUGUUUUCCUGCAGGACAUGAACUACCUCUCCCCCAUCAAGUACGUCAUCGCCAACCUCGCGCCGUACAGCUUGAAUGGGGUGAAGUUUACGUGCACCGAGGGGCAGAGACUGGCAAAUGGCAGGUGUCCGAUCGAGACGGGCGAGGAGGUGUUGCAGUUGUAUGCGUUGGAGAGUGGGGAUGCGAGGUUGAAUGUGCUGUGGUUGGGGGUGUGUGCGGUUGUGUAUAGGCUGUUGGCGUAUGCGUUGUUGAAGGCCAGGAGGGAGAGGUGGAGUUUGAGGUGGUGGAGGGAGGAGUAG
Molecule: messenger RNA, 3921 nt
Organism: Lasiodiplodia theobromae
Lineage: Eukaryota; Fungi; Ascomycota; Dothideomycetes; Botryosphaeriales; Botryosphaeriaceae
Product: ABC transporter-like protein
Exons: 6
Coding region: 1-3921 (1306 amino acids)
Cellular component (GO): membrane
Molecular function (GO): ABC-type transporter activity; ATP binding; ATP hydrolysis activity
Source: RefSeq, a predicted model, not a curated record